Molecule: messenger RNA, 852 nt
Organism: Sycon ciliatum
Lineage: Eukaryota; Metazoa; Porifera; Calcarea; Leucosolenida; Sycettidae
Exons: 2
Coding region: 1-852 (283 amino acids)
Source: RefSeq, a predicted model, not a curated record
AUGACCAUGUAUGAGAAAGUAGAUUUGACCAUAGAGUCCUACGAAACCAAGACACGAGAAGUAAUACUGUCAGAGUGCAAGAACAUGGAUUCAAAACUCCUAAAGUCAAUCCUACCAAACAGUACGAAGUUCCCCGAGUGGUACGGUCUUCCAAAGGACCAUAAGCAGAACUUACCAUUGCGACCCGUGGUAGCAGCGUGCGACAGCCCAACGACUGGAGUAUCUAUUGUAUUGGAGCGCAUCCUACAGCAGCUCAUUCAAUUUGUCCCGGCCCACCUGGCUAACACGACGGAAGCAAUAACCCACAUCUGUGACGCAUGUCCGGGAUUGAACGCCCCCGAUGGCACCAUCGUUAUGUCCGUGGAUGUAGUCGGGCUAUAUCCGAGCAUACCUAUUCGGGAGGGCGUUCAGGCAGUGGUGGAUAUGCUGCAGCAGUAUUUCCAGCGGAUCGACAUGUUUGGGCUGAGUGUGAGCGGGGUACGGAAUCUGUUGCUGUUUGUUCUCAGCCACAACUAUUUCAGAUUCGGCCAUCAGAUCUAUCACCAAGUGGACGGGGUUGCAAUGGGUAACAAUCUUGCACCCCCAUUUGCGAUUCUAUUUAUGCAUACGGUUGAGGCCAGGCUUCUGCAGGAUUCUCCGUUAGUACCGCUCCUCUACAAACGCUACAUCGACGAUAUCCUGCUGCUAUGGACCCACGGCAGGGACAGCUUGAUGCGGUUUGUGCAGCAUUUCAACUCUGCACACCCAAGUAUCAACUUCACAUAUGAGCUCAGCGAGGCGUCCACCAUACCGGAUCGGAAGGCCUCGUUUCCAGAACUUUGGAUGGGACAAACUGUGCAACAGCUGCAGUAA